This is a messenger RNA of Microthlaspi erraticum, 3285 nucleotides long. Lineage: Eukaryota; Viridiplantae; Streptophyta; Magnoliopsida; Brassicales; Brassicaceae. The record is from the annotation of a GenBank genome assembly.
AUGGCGGUGGCCUUCCGUGGAGGCCGGGGCGGCGUCGGAUCCGGCCAAUCUUCCGGACUUCGCAGUUUCUUCUCUUACCGGAUCUUCAUCUCCGCCCUCUUCUCUUUUCUCUUCCUUGCCACGUUCUCCGUCGUCCUCAACUCUUCUCGUCAUCAGCCUCAUCAGGAUCAUAUAUUGCCAAGUAUGGGAAACGCAUAUAUGCAGAGGACGUUUUUGGCUUUACAAUCGGAUCCAAUGAAAACGAGGCUGGAUCUGAUACACAAGCAAGCGACUGAUCAUCUGACACUUGUGAAUGCAUAUGCGGCUUACGCCAGGAAGCUGAAGCUUGAUGCGUCCAAGCAGCUGAAGCUUUUUGAAGAUUUGGCUAUCAACUUCUCGGAAAUGCAGUCGAAGCCUGGUUUGAAGUCUGCUGUGUCUGACGACGGCAACGCUCUUGAGGAAGAUGCGUUUAGGCUGCUUGAGAAAGAAGUGAAAGAUAAGGUGAAGACAGCGAGGAUGAUGAUUGUUGAGUCGAAAGAGAGUUAUGACACACAGCUGAAAAUCCAGAAGCUGAAAGAUACAAUCUUUGCUGUGCAAGAACAGUUGACAAAGGCGAAGAAAAACGGCGCUGUUGCAAGCUUGAUUUCAGCCAAAUCGGUUCCUAAAAGUCUGCAUUGUUUGGCCAUGAGGCUUGUAGGAGAGAGGAUCUCACAUCCGGAGAAGUACAAGGAUUCUCCACCUGACCCAGCUGCGGAGGAUCCGAGUCUUUACCACUAUGCGAUUUUCUCUGAUAAUGUGAUUGCUGUGUCGGUUGUGGUGAGAUCGGUUGUGAUGAAUGCCGAGGAGCCAUGGAAGCAUGUCUUCCACGUGGUGACCGAUCGAAUGAAUCUUGCAGCCAUGAAGGUGUGGUUUAAGAUGCGUCCUUUGGACCGUGGUGCUCAUGUUGAGAUCAAGUCGGUGGAGGAUUUCAAGUUCUUGAACUCUUCGUAUGCGCCGGUCUUGAGACAGCUCGAGUCUGCCAAGUUGCAGAAGUUCUACUUCGAGAAUCAAGCAGAGAACGCGACGAAAGAUUCACAUAACCUCAAGUUCAAGAACCCAAAAUACCUCUCGAUGCUGAACCAUCUCAGAUUUUACUUACCAGAGAUGUAUCCGAAGCUGAAUAAGAUCUUGUUCCUGGACGAUGACGUUGUGGUGCAGAAAGACGUGACUGGUCUAUGGAAGAUCAACUUGGAUGGGAAGGUGAAUGGAGCUGUUGAGACAUGCUUUGGCUCUUUCCAUCGAUAUGGUCAAUACCUAAACUUCACUCAUCCUCUGAUCAAAGAAAACUUUAACCCCAAUGCUUGUGCUUGGGCCUUUGGAAUGAACAUAUUUGAUCUCAAUGCUUGGAGGCGCGAGAAGUGCACCGAACAAUACCAUUACUGGCAGAACUUGAAUGAAGACAGAAGUCUGUGGAAAUUGGGGACUCUGCCUCCAGGAUUGAUGACAUUCUAUUCGAAGACGAAAUCGUUGGACAAAUCAUGGCAUGUGCUUGGGUUAGGGUACAACCCAGGAGUGAGCAUGGACGAGAUCAGAAAUGCAGGAGUGAUCCAUUACAAUGGAAACAUGAAACCGUGGCUUGACAUUGCUAUGAACCAAUACAAGUCUCUCUGGACUAAAUACGUGGAUAACGAAAUGGAGUUUGUGCAGAUGUGCAAUUUUGACCGUUCAUUUGCUAUAUAUCUGCUACAAAACUUCACCAGUCUCUGUAAUUUCACCGUGUUUCAGAUCUUUUCCUCUUCAUCUUUCUUCGAUAAUCUCAAAUCCUUCUCCGGAUAUAUCAGCAGAGAGAAGAAGAAGACAAUGGCUGUUCAACCAACUAGAAUAGGUCUAGCUGGACUAGCCGUGAUGGGCCAGAACUUAGCUCUCAACAUCGCAGAGAAAGGCUUCCCAAUCUCAGUCUACAACAGAACAACCUCCAAAGUCGACGAGACCGUAGAACGAGCCAAGAAGGAAGGCAACCUCCCGCUCUACGGCUUCCACGACGCCGAGUCUUUCGUCAACUCGAUCCAGAAGCCACGUGUCAUCAUCAUGCUCGUCAAGGCCGGUGCGCCCGUUGACCAGACCAUCAAGACCCUCUCUGCCUACUUGGAGAAAGGUGACUGCAUCGUCGACGGUGGUAACGAGUGGUACGAGAACACGGAGAGGAGAGAGAAAGCCGUGGCUGACAACGGUUUCCUCUACCUCGGAAUGGGAGUCUCCGGUGGUGAAGAAGGUGCUCGUAAUGGUCCGUCUAUGAUGCCUGGAGGCUCUUACGAAGCUUACAAGAACAUUGAAGACAUUCUCCUCAAGGUCGCAGCUCAGGUUAGGGACAGUGGUCCCUGCGUGACCUACAUUGGUAAAGGCGGCUCUGGAAACUUCGUCAAAAUGGUCCAUAAUGGGAUUGAGUACGGUGACAUGCAGCUGAUUGCUGAAGCUUACGACGUUCUGAAAUCCGUUGGGAAACUAUCCAACGAAGAGCUUCACAGUGUGUUCAGCGAGUGGAACAAUAGUGAGCUUGAGAGUUUCUUGAUUGAGAUCACAGCGGAUAUCUUCGGGAUUAAGGAUGAUAAGGGUGAAGGGCAUUUGGUUGACAAGGUUCUGGACAAAACCGGGAUGAAAGGUACCGGGAAAUGGACCGUGCAGCAAGCUGCUGAGCUGUCUGUUCCAGCGCCGACCAUUGAGUCCUCUCUUGACGCGAGGUUUCUCAGCGGGCUUAAAGACGAGCGUGUGGAAGCAGCUAAAGUGUUCAAAGAAGGUGGCUUUGGUGAUAUCUUGACAGAUCAAAAGGUUGACAAGAAGCAGCUGAUCGAUGACGUGAGGAAAGCUCUGUACGCGUCGAAGAUCUGCAGCUACGCGCAAGGCAUGAACCUGAUCCGUGCCAAGAGCGAGGAGAAAGGGUGGGGGUUGAAGCUAGGUGAGCUUGCUAGGAUCUGGAAAGGAGGUUGCAUCAUCAGAGCAAUCUUCUUGGACAGGAUCAAGCAAGCUUACGACAGGAACGCGGAGCUGGCUAACCUGUUGGUGGAUCCGGAGUUUGCGAAAGAGAUCAUCGAGAGACAGUCGGCUUGGAGGAGAGUUGUGUGCUUAAGCAUAAACUCGGGGAUUAGCACGCCUGGUAUGUCAGCGAGUCUGGCUUACUUUGAUUCAUACAGGAGAGAGAGAUUGCCGGCGAACCUUGUCCAAGCUCAGAGAGAUUACUUUGGUGCUCACACUUAUGAAAGGACUGAUGUUGAAGGAUCAUUCCACACCGAGUGGUUCAAGAUUGCUAGACAAUCCAAAUCCAAGAUGUAA